CAUAUUUUUAGUUCACAUCUUUGGGAUCGGCACCCCAAAAGGCUGCCCGCUUACUCUUGAAGCAUCUAUGCAGGGCCAAGUCGUUCUCCAGGGGGAGAUCGUGGCCGCGGAGGCGCCGCCCCAGCCAUACGCCGCGGAGGCGCCGCCCCAGCAGCCAUACGCCGCGGAGGCGCCGCCCCAGCAAUACGCCACGGAGGCGCUGCCCCAGCAGCCAUACGCCACGGCCCAACCAGUAUAUGUGCAGCCACAGCCUGUAUACUCUCAGCCCGCACCAGUCGUCAUGCCACCGGCCGCACCGCAGACCGUUCAGGUCCAGAUUCCGGCCGGCAUGAUGCCCGGUUCAGUUUUCGACGUACAAGCGAACGGCCACAGGAUACGGGUGACGGUUCCCGCGGGUGGCAGCACAAGAUACCAUGCGAUUGCUGGGCCUGCUGUGUCGCCGGGCCCACGUACUUCACCAUCAAAUACUGGCCGCCCGGCGGGCAGCCCGGCGGAGGGGGGCGUUGGUAGCCCAUCAUGCCCGGCAUCAUCAUGCCCGGCUGCAUCAUCAUGCCCGGCUGCAUCAUCACCGGCUGAGAGAACUGCGGUGCGGCAGGCGGCAUCACGACUGGUGAUACUGGUUGGGCCUGGAGCGGCGCCUCACCCUCCUCCUCCCACCAGUUUUGCUUGCCAGUGUUCGGGUCAAACUUCGGAAUGGGCUGCCCCGUGCUGGCAUCGAACCGCGGCCCAGUAGGCUUGUCUGACAUCGUGCUGUGUGCCUCUCCCAUAUCAUGAUAUCAGAUGAUAUCAUAAUGCUAGCUUGCUGUAAGACACUAGGAACAA
This is a messenger RNA of Pelagomonas calceolata, 822 nucleotides long. The record is from the annotation of a GenBank genome assembly. NCBI's taxonomy places the organism in Eukaryota, Pelagophyceae, Pelagomonadales, Pelagomonadaceae.